Molecule: messenger RNA, 957 nt
Organism: Prunus armeniaca (apricot)
Lineage: Eukaryota; Viridiplantae; Streptophyta; Magnoliopsida; Rosales; Rosaceae
Source: the annotation of a GenBank genome assembly
AUGGCUUCUGUACCAAAAGAGAUGCCAAACACUGUUUCAGUUGAAUUAAAUCUUCUUCACCCAAAGCCUAUCCCCAUUUUCAACCACACAACCAUAAAUGCUCCAAGGUUUUCUGUCCAGUUUCUGGAAUUUAAAAAUGAUAAGAGCAAGAGAGGAGAGUACAGUUUAAGCUGCUCUGGCAAUAUUAGAGCCACCUGUAACGGUCUAAUUCUGCUUGAUAACAAAUUGAAGAACGGAGGACUAGUAGUCAUGAAUCCUGUGACUAGGAAGCUGAUUGCACUUCCGCUGGGUACUUUAUCUCGUCCACAUGAUGAGUCCUAUGGUUUUGCAUUGAUUGAUUCUACUGGUGAAUAUAAAGUAGUCCACUUGUUUCGGGAUGAGUUGAGGUAUGUUAGCUGUGAGAUUUUGAGUCUUCGGACAAAAGCAUGGAGAGAAGUCAAUGGUCCUUCAUUUGGGUUCUUUAAUAGGUUUGUAGAUGGACCUAUUUCAGCAAUUGGAGGUCUGCACUGGAUUCCUCAAGUUGACCGUAGCGAAUACGUAGUCUCUAUUGAAGUCGAUAAGGAGAAGUUUCACCAAAUUCCACUCCCAAGAAGUAGCAGAACUCAUGAUAGGAUUGUUGAAAUGGGUGGCGCUUUGGGUCUUGUUGUUCAUGAGGACGUGAACCAUAUUGACAUUUGGAUCUUAAAGGGUUUAUAUGGAGAAGUCUGGACGAAGUAUCACAGUAUCACCGUGGGUUCCAUAAUAGACAUGGUUCCCCUUUUUAGUUUAAGAAUCAAGGGCGACAUUAUUUUCAAGCGAGAUGAAGAUGGUUCCUUUUAUGUUUAUGACUUCCAACAUCAAGAGAUGAGAAAGGUUGAGAUGGUAGAAGGAUGUAUCCCGAGGUCUUCUACAACAUACCUGCCUCAUGUCAACAGCCUUGUUUCAUGGAUGGAAGUAAAUCUGGACAUGUGUGAUUGA